Messenger RNA from Morus notabilis, 1893 nucleotides. Its product is annotated as serine/threonine-protein kinase PCRK1. The transcript is spliced from 5 exons. Bases 215 to 1495 code for a protein of 426 amino acids. The record is from RefSeq and is a predicted model, not a curated record. Gene Ontology annotation, biological process: protein phosphorylation. Lineage: Eukaryota; Viridiplantae; Streptophyta; Magnoliopsida; Rosales; Moraceae. Gene Ontology annotation, molecular function: protein kinase activity; ATP binding.
CGUGUGAGGUCAUCUCUUAUUACCAUGGACUGGACUUUCCAUUUCUUUUCUCAAACCUUUUGAGGUCUUUUUUUUUUUUUUUUGGGUUUCUCUCUUCUUGGUCUUCUUUCUCAUAUCUUGGACUCUAUCAAAGUUCAGAACGUAAAAGUUUGUGCAAUCAAACUAGAUCACCAAAGAGAGGGUUAAAAAGUGUUCUUAUUUUUGUUGUGGAGCUAUGAAGUGCUUCCCUUUCUCACUUGGAGACAAGAAAGAUGAAGCCAAGAACACUAAAUCGGCCUCACUUCGGUCCAUCAAUUCAACGUUCACCGAUGGCGAAACGAAGAGGUCAGGCUCUGAUUUGAACUCCCAGAUUGUCUCGGAUGCCAGCACCGAGUCCUUGAGGCGAAUGUCGUUUCCCAGCUACCCUCAAAGGCCCAGCAACCUCAGAGUGUUCACGGUUUCUGAGCUGAAGUCGGCUACAAAGAACUUCAGCCGCUCUGUCAUGGUCGGUGAGGGCGGAUUUGGGUGUGUCUACAAGGGGUUGAUCAAGAGUACAGAAGAUCCAUCCAAAAAGCUUGAAGUUGCAGUGAAACAACUCAGCAAAAGAGGAUUGCAGGGACACAGGGAAUGGGUAACGGAAGUGAAUCUACUCGGGGUGGUGGAGCAUCCGAAUCUUGUCAAAUUAGUAGGCUACUGUGCCGAGGAUGACGAAAGAGGAAUCCAACGCCUUCUGAUAUACGAAUUCAUGCCCAAUGGAAGCGUUGAAGAUCAAUUGUCUCCGCGUUCAGAGAGACCUCUUUCGUGGGCCAUGAGAUUGAAAAUAGCUCAGCAUGCUGCUCGCGGCUUAGCACAUCUACAUGAAGAAAUGGAUAUUCAGAUCAUUUUCCGGGACUUCAAAGCUUCGAACAUUCUUCUGGAUGAGGAAUGGAAUGCAAAGCUAUCGGACUUCGGAAUGGCUAGGCUGGGCCCAGCAGAAGGGUUAACUCAUGUCUCUACUGCGGUUGUCGGAACUAUGGGAUAUGCGGCACCCGAGUAUGUCCAAACUGGACGUCUAACAUACAAGAGCGACGUAUGGAGCUACGGUGUUUUUCUUUAUGAACUGAUCACAGGUAGGCGGCCAUUGGAUCGAAAUCGUCCUAAGGGUGAGCAGAAGCUCUUGGAAUGGGUGAAGCCUCAUCUAUCUGACGUGAAAAAGUUCCGCUUAAUAGUAGACCCCAGACUAGAAGGGAAAUACUCCCUCAAGUCGGUACAAAAGCUCGCACUUGUAGCCAACCGGUGCUUGAUCAGAUUCACAAAGAACCGGCCAAAGAUGAGCGAGGUGUUGGAAAUGGUGAACAAGAUUGCCGAGGAUACAACUGAGACAGGGAGUCCCCCGCUUCCCUUGAAGAAUCUGGCAUCAAUGGAUUCUUCCCGGGACAGUGAAGCGAAGAACAAAAGAAGAAUUAUGGAUACCAAGAGCGGGGAAAAUGCCUGGUCUUUUCGGAUGUGGAGGCCAAAGCUUUUGAGGACAUGUUGAUUGUAGAAUCUUAAAGCAAACUGGGGUCUUGUAGCUGAGGCUUUGGAUUGCAAUUAGGCAGGAAAAAUACAUGAUUUCCUAUUAAGUUCCAAAGGAAAAAUCGCGAGAAACUUGUAAAGCUGCGCGGUAAGAGAGAAGAGUUUUGGAAUCGGCUAGGUGACCAUUUUGCACAGAUGAUGAUGUUCUAAGAAAUAACUUUUCAUUAGAUGUUAAUUGUGAUCCUUAAGCUUAUAUGUCAUACUGAGAUUUUAAUACCACCAAGUCUUAUGUAUAGUGCCUUUCAAUUAUGUUUUUUGAUGUUCAGUUGUAAAACAGCCAAAGUUGAGAACAUGAGAGAUAUUGAGGGUAAAUCGUUCACAAAGAAUCGGCCAAUAAUAUUUUUAGACGUUUUCACUUGU